AUGGACUGUGGUCCCAAGUUUGUUGAAACUCUAAAGAGGAUUGGCUAUCCAAAGGCAGAUUCUCUUAAUGGAGAAGACUUUGACUGGCUGUUUGAAACGCUGGAAGAUAAGUCAUUUCUAGAAUGGUUUUGUACAACAUUGAAUGAGAGUCAUACCUUAUCUGAAGAAGAGCUGCAGUCAUUUAAUCUGCUCCUUAAAUCAGCAAACCCACUAUUAGAAGAGGAUGCUCUAGAUGAAGCUCUGAAGACAUGUAAGUCUCUUGAAAUUAAAACCAACAGUUGUGAUGAAGACAAAGAAGAAAACCUUAAAAUAUUAGAGGAUGAGCUUCAGACCCUUCAAAAAAGGAAACACCUAAAAAGCCGUCGUCGGAACAAGCUUCAAACAGUGGCCUCAGCUAAUAACCUUCUGUGCCUGAAGCUGAAAGACACAGGAGAGGAAAAGCCUAAAACCCUGAAAGAGGCGCAGGGAAUUCUCAAUGCCAUGAAUACAAAGAUAAACAAUGAGCUGCAGUCUCUUACUCAAAAAAUUGGAAAGUUGACUUCUUUCUUUGCUGUUGCAUCCAGACAACAAGAAUUGGACCCUGCUCCUGUCCUUUUAGCUCAGCUUGCCUUAGAUAAAUACUUGUGUCAAGAAGAGCAAAGCACAGCAGCCCUUACUUUGUAUACAAAAAAACAAUUUUUCCAAGGUAUAUCUGAGUUGGUUGAAAGUUCUAAUGAAGAAAAUUUCCAGCUUGUAGAUAUAAGGAAUUCUUUUACUUCUGAUGAGAGCAAUGAUGUGUGUGAGGAUAGGCAAGAGCUAACCAGGUUGAAGAUGGCUUAUGUUUGUGCUCGGCAUCAGCUGAUUCAGCAAGAAGCUAAGAAUCUAAGCAUGAAAUCGGGUCUCCGGUGGGCGGAGGAUAAUAUUUGUUCUUUAAAGAAGGUAUGUAUUGAAGAUUAUUAUUUCACAACCAGACUUUGUGUCACUGUACAGAUACUGUAUAAAGAGUAUGGGGUGUAGCCAACAAAGCCAUUACUCCUGUUCCCUGGAAAGAAAGGAGAAGUUCUGUUGUAUGAGCAGAGGUUGGUGUGUGAGUGCCAUGACAAUUAGACUUUACCCUGUCAAUGUGAAGUUGAAUCAGUUUUAAGUUUUUUAAAAUUCUAUUUUAAUUUUAACCAUCAGGCUACUUUUAAAAAAAAACAACUUAAAUUGGAUUUUAUAUAUAUCUUCAGUCAGUUUUUAAUUAAUGAGACUGUAACUAAAAUGGCAUUACAGGUUUAUUGUUGAUGGCUAUAAAAUUAUUGAGGUAUUGAGCCUUAUUAGUAUUUUUUUUGUAGAGAAGCAUUUCUUUGUGUAUCUGUCUAAUUCCUAAAGUAACGUUUUGAAUCUUUAAUUUAUUAAAAUUUGUUCUUCCUUUAUUAAAGAAGCUCAGUAUCUGAAUUUGGAACUUGUUAGUGACAGUAGAAGUGUAUGGUUUACAGGAUCCGUUUGUUUGUUUGUUUGUUUGUUUGCAGACUCUUGGAAAAGAAAAUGUUGAAACCAGAAUUUCUAGCCUGAACAGCGACAUUUCAAAACUCAAAAAGCACUUGGCUCAAAUAAACAAUGAAACUCUAUCUUUGCUAGUAAAGGAGGAUGCAGAGCUAUUGAAUAUGCCUGUGGUGAGGGGUGACUUUGAUUUACAGAUUGCUCGACAGGACUACUACAUAUCAAGACAAGAUCAAAUUUGUAAUCAGUUGAUCAAACAGAAGGCAUCCUUUGAACUUCUUCAGUUGGCUUAUGAAAUUGAGUUGAGAAAACUUAGGGAUAAUAGCCGUCUCCUAGAAAAUAUAGUACAAGAUCUGAAACAGAGCAGUAAUACUUUGGUGCAGGUACUAGAAACAAUGUCAGAGCCAUCAAUAUCCCAUCAUAAAAUACCAAGAAAAACUAUUGAUUCAAAAGAUACUACUGCACAGAGGUAAGCAGUUGAUUAUUGAUAGAAUUAUGAACGUAUUAAUUGAAGUCUGUUGUGGAAAACUAACUAAUCCUAAAUGUGGAAGUAAGUUCCAUUGAAAUCAGUGGGCUUUUCAAAAAGAUAACCACUCUGAGCCAGCACAGCGAUUUGAAUGUAUUGGGUUGGCCUUUGCUGAUGAUCUUAAUUCUUUAUACACAUAAAUGUUCCUGGCCUUAGAAUGUUUUCAGCUGCUUUUAUGUAUGGAGGCAUGCCUUCUCCCAAGCUUAAGCAUUUAUGAACCGAAUUGAGGUUUUAGGCCUGGAUACUUGCAUUUAAGCUGAUUAUCAAAUUAGGAAGUCAUGCUAACUGAACCUAUGCAGAAUCAUCAUGCAUAAGCCUAUUUAAAUCAUUGGAUUUAACUUAUUUUGGGGUUGGGAUAGCUUAUGUGGUUUCUCAUAUGAAUUAAGAAUGUGUGCAACUCUAGUAUAGCCAAACUUGUAACAAUUAUUUCCUGUGUAAUGGGCUGUAUAUGAGAGAAUUAAUUGGACCAACUUUGGUCUCAUAAUUUUGCUAUUUUCUGCAACUCUUUCACAGAGUUACAGAGAGAAAACAAAAACUACUGUUGUGCCAUACUUAAAGGAACAACCAGUUUCUAUAAAUGAGUUUUACUGAAAUAAUUGCAUUGAUCCCCCUUUAUUGUGUAUUCAGGCUGCUUUUGGAAGCUUCCUUGUACAUCAGCAAAUCUUAUUUCUUGUUUUCAAGGCUGUGUCAACUUCUGGAAGGAAGUAAUUCAAAACAGUUGUUCAGAACAUAUGAAGGCCUUGAGCAGAUGGCUGAAAAAUUACAUCUAGACAAAAUGUCAGUGGUUGAUCAAUUAGCAGUAUCUAGCCAAGAACAAAUUCUUCUGUCAAAGAUGGAUGCUGAUCUAGGCUCACUUCGCAAUUCUAUGUACUGUGGAGGAGAAAGGGUCUGUCUUAGUAACCUGGUGAGUAACUGGAUUAGGAUCAGUUCUGAUUGUAGUUGUAUAGUGUGCUUGAUAAUAUUUAUCAUUUUCACAUUGAACACCAAGGAAUCUGCAUGCUAUUUGCAGUGGGCCUCCACAAACAAGGUAGACAGAAGUGAAUCCUCCUGAAGUUCUGAAUAAUUACUGGCAUGAACACUCUAGCCCAGGUCUGCCCUUUCUGUUGCUUGACCAUAUUCGCUGCCAACAGCUGAGGCUCAGGGUAGUGAGCUCUGGCAUAUACUCUCUCCCUAAGCUAGAACUGGACACAUGGCUUUAGGAAUAGGGAGUGCAGGAUAUCUGGCCAGCACCUUCUACCUCCUCUCUUAAGUUCCAAACUACUCAGCCACCACAGGAGAGAGGUGCUGUCUUUGCUCCAACCCAUCAAGCUUUCCCAUCUUGUCUGUGUUUUGAUGGGUGCCACAGGAUGUGCCUUUUGGCUCUGACCACCUAGCUAGCCAGAAGCUGAUUUUUUUGAUAGGAGUUGAUGCUUUCCAAGAAGACAAAAACAUCAAGUCCUGCACAGUUUUUCUCUUUUUGAAAAUUAAUUGGAACCUGCAAGAACUGACCCCUGUGAGUUCUCUACAUGAGCUUAAGGGGCUCAGGAGGAAAGGGUUUAUGGCAACCACAACUAACAGCUUGGUGACAACUGAGCCAAAAUCCAUGGAUCCCUAAUCUAGGUCAUAAAUUUGGGCUUUUUAAAGGAGCAAACUUUAAAAAUGUAUGGCUAGUAGCUGCCGAAAUUUGCAAGAAGAUAGUGUGGUGGUUUUCUACUUCAACCUGUAUUUAGAGUACACAUAAACUGAUCUUGUUAUUGUAUUUGUCCCCAUAUUUAGGAACUGGCUGAGCAGUUUCACCAGCAGGAAUUUCUGUUGAAUAAACUGAAUCUUCUUAUUGUGGAUCUUCUUGCUGAUAUAAAGGCUAAGAAGAAGGUUUUGGAGAAUGAUAAAUUACAACAGAUGGAAAGAAAACUGUGGGUGUACUUCUUCAAAGAUGAAGAAUGCUUGAAGAAUGCUGUGGAGAGAAUGGAACAGCAGGCUAAGACUCAAGCCUUGUCUUAA
This is a messenger RNA of Podarcis lilfordi (Lilford's wall lizard), 3967 nucleotides long. The record is from the annotation of a GenBank genome assembly. NCBI's taxonomy places the organism in Eukaryota, Metazoa, Chordata, Lepidosauria, Squamata, Lacertidae.